Molecule: messenger RNA, 567 nt
Organism: Neogale vison (American mink)
Lineage: Eukaryota; Metazoa; Chordata; Mammalia; Carnivora; Mustelidae
Gene: LEUTX
Product: leucine twenty homeobox
Exons: 3
Coding region: 1-567 (188 amino acids)
Biological process (GO): regulation of transcription by RNA polymerase II
Cellular component (GO): nucleus
Molecular function (GO): DNA-binding transcription factor activity, RNA polymerase II-specific; RNA polymerase II cis-regulatory region sequence-specific DNA binding
Source: RefSeq, a predicted model, not a curated record
AUGGCAGAAAAUCCAAGGUAUGCUCGCCGGGGCCGCACACAAUUCACUGUGGAGCAGCUCCAGGCCCUGAAGCGUGUGUUUGAAGAGACCAUGUACCCAGACUGGACAACCACGGAGGAGCUCAUCUCCAUUACUCAUCUCGAUGAGUCUGUAAUAAAGACUUGGUUCAAGAACCAGCGCGUCAAAAGGAAGAAAGAGCAGCAAUCAAAUGGAUCAAAUUCAUCACGACGGUCACCAAACCCGACCACUCUGGGCAAAGAGGAGGAGGAGCCUUCCUCACCUGUAACUUCAGCAAACACUCAUCAUCACAAAAGACCCGGCAUUUCAGACACCCCUGACCAUGAACUGCCUCAGUCCUCCGAGAAUGAGCAACCUGGUUCCUCCAGAUGGAAUUCAUCUUGGGAUUCGCAGCCUGCAGAUCUCCAAGAUCUAUGUCUGGGGGACUCUGAUCCUCCCUGGGCCUCCAGUCCCUAUGACAUCGAUCAGUUUACACAGCUCUAUGCCCUACCUGGGGAUGAUGGUCCCCACAGUCUGGAUCAGUACCUCUCCCCCACGUGGCCCAGGUGA